Manihot esculenta (cassava) is the source of this 574-nucleotide messenger RNA. RefSeq lists its product as uncharacterized. Lineage: Eukaryota; Viridiplantae; Streptophyta; Magnoliopsida; Malpighiales; Euphorbiaceae. Bases 44 to 574 code for a protein of 176 amino acids. The record is from RefSeq and is a predicted model, not a curated record. The transcript is spliced from 3 exons.
AAGGAGAAGCUCCCACUAUCAAAUCCAAUCAGAAGCAAACAUCAUGGCUCGACGAUGCAAGUUGCGGAAAGGGAAUUCCAUCAAUAUUAACUUGGAAAAUGAGACUGAAAAUAAUGUUAAUAAGAACUUUCAAAAAACUCAAGAGUUACACCAAAAUCAGGCUUCAAAUUUUCAAGGGAAUACUAGUCAGAAGACAAUGAGGUAUCAUUAUGAAGGCCAUUUUAUAUUUUCACCAAAUAGAAUAUAUGAAAAUGGUAGGUUCAUGGAGAAACCUAAUUUUGAUGUUGAUUUCAUCUCAUUUUUUGAUAUAUUGGAUGACUUGAAAAAGGAUUGUGGAUUUGAUGUUAUAAAAGGAGAUAAAUUUUAUUACUUGAAGGCUGAUAAAGCUCUUAGUGAUCUUGAUGCAUUGAUAGAGGUUAAAGAUGAUACAGAUGUGAAAGAUAUGAUGGAUAGUUAUAAGAAGUUCCCUUCGAAACCCAUUGAUAUAUACACUCUAUUUCGAGAUUAUGAUAUUUUACCAAAUGGACUUAGUGACGAGCUACCCACAGUUACCGUUGAUCACGCUUCUAAUUAA